Messenger RNA from Aspergillus aculeatus ATCC 16872, 1413 nucleotides. RefSeq names its product putative alpha-1,3-mannosyltransferase. Lineage: Eukaryota; Fungi; Ascomycota; Eurotiomycetes; Eurotiales; Aspergillaceae. The annotation marks the transcript as partial. The transcript is spliced from 2 exons. Gene Ontology annotation, cellular component: Golgi apparatus. Gene Ontology annotation, molecular function: alpha-1,3-mannosyltransferase activity. The record is from RefSeq and is a predicted model, not a curated record. Gene Ontology annotation, biological process: protein O-linked glycosylation.
CUCUUCGCCGUCCUCCCCGACGAAUUGCAUGCCCACACCCUCACCAGCCCGUUAACAGCGACAGGGGAAGAGAGACUACGCGACCUGGGGUUCCGGACGCGCGCCUUCGACGCCCUGUUCCGCGCCUGGGAAGCCAUCCACCUAGUCCCCACCGAGACAAACCAGAUGCUCAUCCGCGACGACAUCGUGCGGGUCCUGCGCGACCACCCAGAACUCUCCGCAGACCUCGAGCUCACCCCAGCCAGCGCGAUCCACGCCUACGAAACAACGCGCAGCUUCCUGACCCAACUAGCCAAACGCCUCUUCCCAUGGAUCACCCCCUACUCCGCCGACCACAUGACCCUGCACGCGCAAUUCCACAACGGAGGCCGCGGCCUCGUCUUCACAGCCGGCAACGACCAAGCACCCUACCUCGCGACCUCGAUCCGCACCCUCCGCGCCCACGGCUGCACCCUCCCGAUCGAGAUCCUCUACCUGGGCGACGAGGACCUCGACGAGGAGAUCCGCGACGAGCUAGAAGCCCUGCCCGGCUCCGUCGUCACCCGGGACCUGAGUGUAAUGGUCGACGACGCCGGCUGGACCCUCCGCGGCUGGGCCGCGAAGCCCUUCGCGAUCCUGCUGUCCAGCUUCCGGGAGGCAAUCUUCAUCGACGCGGACGCGCUCUUCCUGGCGGACCCUGCGGCGCUGUUCGACGACCCACUCUACAAAUCCACGGGCGCCUUGUUCUUCAAGGACCGGCUGUUCAUGCCCGGAAACGAGAAGCGGACGUGGCUGCGGCGUGUCCUCCCCGCGCCGGUGUCCCCGCGGGUCCGCCAGAGUCGGAUGUGGACUGGCCAGAGCAUCCACAUGCAGGAGUCCGGGGUUGUAGUUGUGGACAAGUGGCGCCAUUUUGUGGCGUUGUUGAUGGUCACCCGCAUGAACGGGCCGGAUCGUGAUGGCGAUGAGAGUAAGGGGUUGGUGGGGGUUUAUGAUAUGGUUUAUGGGGAUAAGGAGACGUUCUGGUUGGGAUGGGAGCUGGUCGGGGAUACCAAGUAUGCCUUCCAUGAGGGCGCGGCGGCGGUCAUGGGAAAGCCCCAGGCGAACCGUGACAACACCACCACUACAGAGAGUAAGGAGCACGACUUGAAGUAUACCGUGUGCGCCCCGCAGUUGCUGCAUUUGGGGACUGACGGCAGACCCCUGUGGUUCAAUGGGUGGCUGCUGCCGGAUAAGUUCUCGGACGAGGAGCGCCAGCCGACGAACUUCGAGGCUUUCAUCCCCGAACCCCCCAGUGCAGAGGACAGCGGCUCGUGGCAGUUGCAUGACAGCAACGUCUGCUGUUUGUCAGCCGACCAGGUGGUCUACUUCGACGCAGCGGAGAAGGAGGCCUUGGAUGGGCUGAUCGAGAUAGCUCGGGAUGUGGGGGCGAUCGGU